Molecule: messenger RNA, 1044 nt
Organism: Adineta steineri
Lineage: Eukaryota; Metazoa; Rotifera; Eurotatoria; Adinetida; Adinetidae
Source: the annotation of a GenBank genome assembly
AUGGCAGACGAUGAUUCCAUGAGUGAUGAUGAUGAUCAACUUAAUAUUCCAGAUAAUACGAAACAUAUUACAUCAAUUCAAUUAGGUGAAGUUGAUAUUGAUUGUUGGUUUCAUUCACCAUAUAUUGAUACAGAAGAUGGUUUACACGACAAAAAUCGUACGAUUGAAAAACUAUUUAUUUGUGAAUAUUGUUUAAGAUAUUUUCUAAAUAAUAGAAAAUAUCGUCAACAUAUGAAUGAAUGCAAUCGUCGGCAUCCUCCUGGUCGCAAAAUCUAUGAAGAUGCGAAUGGUUUGUGUGUAUACGAAGUAGAUGGAUGUGCAUCUCAACUUUAUUGUCAAUGUUUAUGUUUAUUAGCAAAGUUAUUUCUUGAACGCAAAACAAUUUAUUUUGAUGUAAAUCCAUUUCUUUUCUAUGUUCUUGUUGAAUCAGAUAAACGAAUGAAAAAUGUACAGCAUAUUAUUGGAUAUUUUUCAAAAGAGAAACUAAGUGAUGAAUGUUACAAUCUCGCUUGUCUAAUGAUAUUACCUCAUCAUCAACGACAAGGUUUCGGUCGAUUUUUAAUCUCAUUAAGUUAUGAAUUAACUAAAAUCGAAAAGAAAACCGGUUCACCAGAAAAACCACUAUCAGCUCUUGGACAAAUGACAUAUAAAAGUUAUUGGCAUUCAACAAUAUUAACAAAACUUGAAGAAUAUCGCCGUUCACAAAUACAUGCUACUGUUACACAAUUAAGUAUUGAUACGGGCAUCCGUAUUGAAGAUGUUAUUCAAACAUUAAUUGAUCUUCGAAUAGCUCAUACGGGAGCAGAAAAUAUUGAAACAAACUAUAGACAACAAGAAGCACGCGAUCAACGACAUAAUAAUCGUCGUCGCAAUCAUAAAUAUGAUGAUGAUAAUAAUAAUACAUUGAAUUCCACUUCAGUAUUAGCUAUUGAUGAAGAUGUUUUACAUACAAAACUUGUUUGUUUAUUAAAUGGAACAUCAUCAUUGAAGCAUGAUCAAAAUAUUUUUGAUGCGAAUUAUUUACGUUUUAUUAGUCGACGAUAA